CCCCCGCCCCUCGAGAACUCGUCCGCUCUGCCCGAGGGGACGGAGGCAACGCCAAGGGUGGGGGGAAGCUGCGCGCCCACCGGGAGCGCCCGCCACGACUAGCCGCAGCCUCAGCAGCCCACUGGCCAGACGCUGCCUCGCCAGGGCUGCCUCCCCUUCCCGACGCCCCUUCCUCGCCCUGGCGCUGGAAAUGAAGAGGGUUUGCACGUUGUCCCUCUGGCUCUGGAUCGGGAUCGUCUCCGAGGCAGAUUUAGUGAGAAGCUAUUCUAUGACCCCACCCACUCUUAGCAUCACAGAAGAGGAAUACGUGAUCAACACUAAAGAUACAUUGAAUAUUACUUGCAGAGGACAGCAUCCCCUGGAGUGGUCGUGGCCUGGAGGCCAGGAGGACACUGUCCAGAUUGGAAAGGACAGCGAAUCAGUGGUGUUGGUGAGUCUCGACGGCGUCCGAACAGUCAAGGAAGAGGAUUGUGAGGGCACUGACACAAAGCCCUACUGCAAGGUCUUGACACUGACAGGGACUCAGGCUAACGACACAGGCUACUACCGCUGUUACUACAAGUACAUCAAUGCCAAAAUCGAUGGCACCACUGCAGUCAGCACCUAUGUGUUUGUGAGAGAUUUUGAACAGCCGUUUAUUAAUAAACCAGAAACUCUUCUGAUCUACAAGAAGGAAAGUAUCUGCGUCCCAUGCCUGGUAUCCAUCCCAGACCUUAACAUUACUUUGCUCUCGACAGCCUCUAUUAUCUACCCAGAUGGGAAGAGCAUUAUCUGGGACAAUAAAAGAGGAAUAUUGGUUCCAACCUUACUGAUCAAGGAUUCCCUAUAUGUUCAAUGUGAAACUUUCAUUGAGAGGAGAUCCUUCAAAUCCAGUUUCUUCCUUGUUCACAUUGCAGGAAAUGAACUCUAUGACAUUCAGAUGUUUCCAGGGAAGGCCAUGGAGCUGCUGGUUGGAGAAAAGCUAGUUCUGAAUUGUACAGUAUGGGCUGAGUUUAAUUCUGGAGUUGAUUUCCAGUGGAGCUAUCCUGCAAAACAGAUGAACCGGGAAGUCACAGAACUGCCUGAGCGGCGCUCACAGCAGACACAUACUGAGCUUUCCAGCAUCCUGAUCAUUCAAAAUGUGAGCCAGCAGGAUGUGGGGAAAUAUACGUGCAUGGCUAGCAAUGGGGAGCAGAUCUUCAAGGAGAGCAUAGAUGUCAUCGUACAUGAGAAGCCUUUCAUCAAUGUGGAGUGGAAGAAGGGCCCAGUAAUAGAAGCAACAGCAGGCGAUGAUGUUGUGAAGCUGCCAGUGAAAGUGGUUGCAUACCCCCAGCCUGAGUUUCAGUGGUUUAAAGAUGGAAGGUUAAUUUCCAGUAGACAGGCUCAGUAUUCUAUGCUGAUCAAGGAUGUGGCAGAGCACAAUGCUGGCACUUAUACAUUGGUUCUUAGGAAUGGGCUGGCUGGCCUAGAGAAGCAUAUCAGUCUCCAGCUGGUGGUCAAUGUUCCUCCACAAAUCCACGAGAAAGAAGCAUCUUCACCAAACAUCUAUUCCCGUAAGAGUCGGCAAGCACUCACCUGCACUGUUUACGGCGUCCCAGCACCAGAAAAAAUCCAGUGGCAAUGGCGGCCUUGGACACCCUGCCGAAUGUUCUCCCACCGCAGUCUUAGCAGGAGGAGGACUGCACGGCGCCAUCAACGAGACCGGAUGCCCGAAUGUAAGGACUGGAAGGAUGUUUCGCAGCAGGAUGCUGUGAACCCCAUUGAGAGUAUUGACACCUGGACAGAGUUUGUGGAAGGAAGGAACAAGACGGUCAGCAAACUGGUCAUCCAAGAAGCCAGCGUUUCUGUUAUGUACAAGUGCGUAGCCUCCAACAAAGUUGGUCGUGAUGAACGCCUCAUCUAUUUCUAUGUGACCACUAUUCCAAAUGGAUUUGAAAUUGAGUCACAGCCUUCAGAAGAGCCCAUUGAGGGACAAGACCUGAGGCUGAGCUGCAAUGCUGAUAACUAUACCUAUGAGAACCUGCAAUGGUACCGGCUCAACCUCUCAAAGCUGCAUGAUGAAGAGGGCAACCCGCUGGUCCUGGACUGCAAGAAUGUCCACCUCUAUGCAACCAAAAUGCAAGGCGAACUGCACUUCAAGCCUAGUUCCAACUAUGCUGCCUUGACACUUACAAUCCCGAAUAUCUCGCUAGAGGAUGAGGGAGACUAUGUAUGUGAAGUGCAGAACCGUGAGAACAGUGAGAAACACUGCCACAAAAAAUAUAUUUCUGUGCAUGCAUUGGAAAUCCCAAAGUUGAAGCAGAACCUGACAGACAUCUUGGUAAACGUGAGUGAUUCCAUAGAGAUGCGCUGCAGAGUUGACGGCACACACAUUCCAAACAUCAAUUGGUAUAAGGAUGAGAAGCUUGUAGCAGAGGUGUCAGGGAUUGACCUGGCAGAUUCCAAUCAGAGGCUCAGUAUCCAGAGGGUAAGAGAAGAGGACGCCGGCCUCUACUUAUGUAGUGUCUGCAAUGCCAAGGGUUGUGUGAACUCUUCUGCCAGUGUCUCUGUGGAAGGCUCAGAUGACAGGACCAAUGUGGAGAUUGUUAUCUUAAUUGGGACUGGUGUCAUUGCCAUCUUCUUCUGGAUUCUCCUAAUCCUGAUCUUCUGCAACAUUAAGCGACCUGCUCAUGCUGACAUCAAGACUGGCUACCUUUCCAUCAUAAUGGAUCCAGGUGAAGUUCCCUUGGAGGAGCAAUGUGAAUACCUACCUUAUGAUUCUAGCAAAUGGGAGUUUCCUCGGGAACGACUCCGGCUAGGCAAAGUCCUAGGCCAUGGAGCCUUUGGGAAAGUGAUGGAAGCCUCUGCAUUUGGAAUUAAUAAGAGUAACAGCUGUGAGACUGUGGCAGUUAAAAUGCUCAAAGAAGGAGCUACUGCAAGUGAGCACAAGGCACUCAUGUCAGAACUGAAGAUCCUCAUCCACAUAGGAAACCACCUCAAUGUAGUUAACCUGUUGGGUGCCUGCACCAAACCUAAUGGACCCCUGAUGGUAAUUGUUGAAUUCUGUAAAUAUGGAAACCUCUCGAAUUAUCUGAGAACCAAACGAGAAGGAUUCAGUCCUUACAGGGACAAAUCUCCCAGAUUGCGCAUCCAGGUUCGAUCCAUUGUGGAAGCUGUCAGAGCUGACAGAAGGAGCCGUUCUGGUACCAGCGACAGUGCAAUUCUUAAUAGACUUUUGAUGAAUAAGAGCCAGCCAACAUCACUACCACCUCCUCUCAUACAAGAAGUGGAUGAUUUGUGGCAAAGCCCUCUGACCAUGGAAGACCUGAUCUGCUACAGCUUCCAAGUGGCCCGUGGUAUGGAGUUUCUGGCAUCCAGAAAGUGCAUCCACAGAGACUUGGCAGCUCGUAACAUCUUACUGUCAGAGAACAAUGUGGUCAAGAUUUGUGACUUUGGUCUGGCCCGGGACAUCUACAAGGAUCCUGAUUAUGUCAGAAAAGGCAGUGCCCGUCUUCCACUAAAGUGGAUGGCUCCAGAAAGCAUCUUUGACAAAGUCUAUACCACACAGAGUGAUGUCUGGUCAUUUGGAGUUCUCCUGUGGGAAAUCUUCUCUCUAGGUGCCUCUCCAUACCCUGGAGUUCAAAUCAAUGAAGAAUUUUGCCAGAGACUGAAAGAUGGUACCAGGAUGAGAGCUCCAGAAUAUGCCACUGCAGAAAUUUACCGUAUAAUGCUAAGCUGCUGGUAUGGUGAUCCCAAGGAGAGACCAACAUUCUCUGAUUUGGUGGAGAUUCUUGGGGACCUUCUUCAGGAGAAUGUCCAGCAUGAGGGGAAAGAUUAUAUCCCCCUGAAUGACUCUCAGAGUUCUGAAGAUGAUGGCUUCUCCCAGGUGGCUUCUUCCAUCCAACAGAACUCUGAUGAAGAGGAAUCUGAUUUGAGAAUGCACUGUCACAGUAUAGCAGCAAGAUAUUAUAACUGUGUGUCUUUCCCUGGCUGUUUGACUGGUGGGAAUCAGAUAAGAUGUCCGUCUAGAAUAAAGACUUUUGAAGAAUUUCCCAUGACACAAACCAUGUAUAAAGCACAUCCGGACAAUCAGACAGACAGUGGCAUGGUCUUGGCAUCUGAGGAAUUUGAGAGAAUAGAAAAUAGACAUAGAAAAGAAGGUGCAUUCAGCAGUAAUGGAUCCAGUCAAAAUGCAGAAUCAAACAUGGAUCAGUCAGAUCUGAGGGGUCAGUGUCGGCCAUCGUAUCAGUCCCAGCUCAGAGGUCAGACUUUUUACAACAGUGAAUAUGGAGAACUGUCAGAACAAUCUGAAGAAGGCAGUUGCACUCCACCCACUGAGGGGCCCAGUCCCUCUCUCCUUCAUGCUUCAUUCUUUUCAGACCAAUACUGAAGAGGAACAGAUUGAGGAGACACCAGGCAGAGAUAUUAUCCUUUCACGACUGCUGCAGCUUUGCCCUUGUUCUAUUGAGUCACAUUCCAUUAUCCUAGAAGAAAACACAAUGGGGGACCUUGAGGAACAGAUGGCAAUGCGCCUUGGAUAUGAAGAUGGAGGCCAAGCAUUUCAGCAGGGGAUCCAGUUCUUGCAUUUGGCACAAACACAUCCUUAAUAGUGCGAUGGUUUAAUCAUAACCCCCGUGUGCAUGUCUCUGGAAGAAAGUAAAGUGUUCUGCCACCAGGUGGACGUCUACUUUGAAUGCAGCAGCUACCAUUCCGUAUUCAACUUUCAUAAGCUUUAUUUCAGGUCAGAUAAAAAUAGAUAUGUCUUAGCUGAGUUUCUUCCCAAUAGGAUUUGUUUGUUUUGGUUCUCAUUUCAACUCAAGUAGCAGAAGUGGUAAAUAGAACCAAUUGAAUGGAAUCUGGCAAAUGGAGGAAUUGCAGUAUUUCCACUCUAGUUUAGUCCUGCCUCACUGAACAUAUACAAUUAUACAUACAUCAUUUUUGCACAGUCUUACAUGUUUCAUUUAUGUUAAGCCCCAAAAUAACUAGAACUUUCCUCUGUAUUAUUGUGUCCUACAGAUUUAUUCUAAAUUGUUAAUUGUGGGAGAAAAUGACAGAACAAUUGCUUUGUAUCAUAGUAAGUAAGGACAAAUGAUUGGUUAAUGAAGUAGCACAUCAAUGAUCACUUACUUAUAGAAGAGCUACUUUACAGUUUACAGAAAGAAUUAGAGAAUGUCCACCAACUUUGGCAGAAUGUGACAAAGUUCAGAUGUCUUGGGAGGGGGCUGUACCAAUAAAAACUUGAGGUAGUAGAUCACAUAUUUAAAACACACACACAGAACCCAUUCACACAUGUAGAGGGCUAGGGACACACCUUUGUCCAUUUAUGUGCUUAGAAAUGCAAUCCAGAUGGGGAGGAGCGCUGUGGCAGCCAGGCAUGGCAAAGGCAGAGCAGCGCCUCUGCAUUGAGGCAGCGCCAUGCUUUUUCCCCUGCACUGGGCUUUUGGAAAACAUCGUUUCCCAGCUGGCGCCAUGCAAAUGGCACCGGGUUGGAGGCGCUGUUUUUUGGCUCCUCUAUUUUCCCCCACACUUACCUUCUCUCCUUGCAGAGAGAAGGGAUGGGGAGGGACGCCCCCAUUCUCCUUACAAUACCAUACCCCCAUCUCUGCAGGGACAGGGAGGCACACCCCCGCUGCCCUUCGACCCCCACAGGGAGAGAAGAUAAGUGUGGGGAAAGAAAAUGGAAGUGCCUCUGCGGAGGGGCCUCCGCAGGUCACAACUACUCUGGGGCUGCUUGCACCUCAGUGGGAAGCCGCUGUAGGGCUUCCCACUGAAUCUGGCUAAGUCUGCAAGCUCGGAGGGUGUCAUUCUCACUAGAACAUUAGUGGAGAACAACUAAAGUUGGCUCCACCCCCGGGAAAGCCCCGGCCUGUGUAACUCCGUAGCAGCAUAGCUCUGCAGCAGCAUCCACUUUUGGGUUUGCCCACUGCAAAGAUGUGGGAUGGCCAGACAGUGAUACAUUAGCUCCCUCCAACCACAUGGGUGGCCCUUACGCCGGCAGAGGUUGACAAAUGUAUUGGCACAGUCCUCCACCACUCCCAAAGUCCAUUCCCCCACCAUUUGGAUUGAGCUGUAGAUUCAACUAAAAGGCUAGUUUAUAUUGGCUCUCUGGUGUUCCAACAAGCUGGUAGCCAUGACUUGAACCCAAUUUCAUCAUAAACAGUACAUUUCCACUUCCUUGGCAACAUAAUCACCCCAUGUUCCCCCAGCAAAGUAUAGUAUCUUGUCAUGACAGAAGUGAAUGAAUUCAAGCAAAGAAAUCAACCACUAACCAUAUGAUUACUAAGAAGAGACCUUCUGAUGAAAUGAAAAAUUUGAUAAAACUCCAGAAGUUUGUCCAUCUACUUAUCCUACUCAGUUCCUACCAACCUCUGUGUUGUUUCCAAUUAUUAGUUCUGUUUGCAACUUCUAAAUUUUGCAGUCAGCCAGGAAAGAUAUUCCAAAGUUAAUGUAUGCAGAAAUAGCUAAUUUGCAUUAUUUAUUCUGAUUCUGAAAUUUGGAGAUACCUUAGAUUUAUGUGCAUACUUGCCCCACUACCUCAGUCAUCAGUCUUUAGCACAGUUUGUCUCCCUGUUUCUGCUCCUACCGGUAUCUGUAAUUGCUAAACGUUGCUUCAGUGGACUUUUUUGGAAUACAAGGGCAGAAGGUGUAGAGAGAAUCAACUUGAACAUUGUUAUGUUAUCACUCUUGACAACACUGUACCAUAUAUUUUUUUCUCCCUGCUUAUGUUCUGAGGGUCACGGUCACUAAAAAAAACUUCACAAGAACAUCUGUGAAAGCUUUAUGAAGUAGCUUCAGAUCAACUUGUGACUCUAGAAUCCUGUACGCUCCUAUGUCAGAUGUUUCCCCUCUGAAUGGUACCUUCACAUCAAAGGAUUUCUGCUUGCAGGCCAGGCGUUCGUGUAUAGAAUUGACAGUUUGGGUUUCUUUUUUUUCCUAAUGGAGCAUAUUUGUUUUCCAAAGUAUAUAUAUUUUUUUCUCCAUAAGAGGACUUGGUACAUUUACACAUUUGUACUUGCCAUUGUCCAUGCCUUUUCUGUGUCAAUUUGUACCUUGUAUGACUGCACUCAUUGUUUUGUCCCUUUUGAUGGCAUUUCUUAUCCAUACAGGUGUACAGUUGUGGGUUUAGUUAGUUAAUAGGAGUUGAUGAAGUUUUCUUCUACUGUCUGAAGAGGAUGAAGUUCUCUUAUUUCUACAUGUAUGUAUAUAUCUAUAUUUUUAAAAAUUUACUGUUUCUGUCAAAAACUGGAAACUGAAUCAGCAUGUACAUGACAACAACGAAAAAUAUAGUUCUUCAGAAGA
Messenger RNA from Sphaerodactylus townsendi, 7257 nucleotides. RefSeq names its product fms related receptor tyrosine kinase 4 (gene FLT4). The transcript is spliced from 30 exons. NCBI's taxonomy places the organism in Eukaryota, Metazoa, Chordata, Lepidosauria, Squamata, Sphaerodactylidae. Gene Ontology annotation, cellular component: signaling receptor complex. Gene Ontology annotation, biological process: positive regulation of kinase activity; multicellular organism development; cell surface receptor protein tyrosine kinase signaling pathway. The record is from RefSeq and is a predicted model, not a curated record. Gene Ontology annotation, molecular function: transmembrane receptor protein tyrosine kinase activity; ATP binding. The coding region runs from base 191 to 4348 and encodes 1385 amino acids.